Molecule: messenger RNA, 1728 nt
Organism: Asterias rubens (European starfish)
Lineage: Eukaryota; Metazoa; Echinodermata; Asteroidea; Forcipulatida; Asteriidae
Product: acetylcholinesterase-like
Exons: 7
Coding region: 1-1728 (575 amino acids)
Biological process (GO): choline metabolic process; acetylcholine catabolic process
Cellular component (GO): plasma membrane
Molecular function (GO): acetylcholinesterase activity
Source: RefSeq, a predicted model, not a curated record
AUGUGGCAUACAUUUACAAGCAGUGUUCUUCUACUGCUGGUUCCUCUUAUCGCAAAAGUAGCAUUUUGUGAAGAAGGCCCUCCCGUUGUAACGACAAGACAGGGUAGGGUCACGGGCACUACCCUUCGAUUCAGUCCCGUCGACUACUACCCUGAGUUCCAGCGGACCGUGGACGCCUACCUCGGCAUACCGUACGGCGAGCCGCCCGUCGGUCCGCUGCGCUUCAAACCUCCCGUAGCUAAGUCAUGGAGUGGAGAGCUUAUGGCCACGGAGCUGGGCAAUGCAUGUUCGCAGCCACGGUUCCCGCUUGGCAUCGCCACAGUGACGGGAAACAUCUCUGAAGAUUGCCUCGUCCUAGAUGUGUUUGUUCCUCGUGAAGUCCCACCCCAAGCAGCUGUUUUAGUGUACAUCCACGGUGGUGCCUUUAUGUAUGGGGCUGGAUCCGUAGAUACAUUGUUCCCAACGCCCAUCGCUGUGGUUGGUGACGUCAUUGUAGUUACUCUAAACUAUCGGCUCGGAGCGCUUGGAUUCAUGUCAACUGGAGACGACGUCAUUCAAGGUAACAUGGGACUGCUUGAUCAGCGCCUCGCUUUGGAGUGGGUGAGAGACAAUAUCAAAGCUUUCGGUGGCGACCCCGAGCGUGUUGCGGUGUUUGGGACCAGUGCUGGAGCAGGUAGCAUCAGUCUUCACAUGCUCUCACCUGAGAGUGCCGGCCUCUUUAGGGGUGCCAUCAUGGAGAGCGGCAACCCCAGUGCCCCGUGGGCAACCGUCUCUAAAGACAAGGCCCGGAGACGAGCCUUUACCCUCGGCGGUCUCGUCGGCUGCGAGCGUGACACGUCGGAGGAGUUACUGGAAUGCCUGCAGAAUACUGCAGAUGUAGAUGCCCUCAUCGAAAACCAACAGGGCGAGGCAAUAGUGGCACUUGAAAACACCAUUCUUGAGCUCUUCGUUCCAGUUGAAGAAAGUUCAUUCCUUCCGGAGAGCCCGUCAGAGCUGUACGCAAAGGGCGCUGUCAACGAUGCCUCCACAAUCAUCGGUGUCAACGCCGACGAGGGAAUGGCGAUGGUACCUCUCUUCUACCCAACAAACUACGAGACUGCGCCGUUCGUAAACAAGACCUCCUAUGAGACGUUCUCUCAGGUCUGUACAUCUUUCAUCAGUGACGAACCGCUUGUCUCUGCCGCAGCAACCCUGCUGUACACGGACGCCGCGUGCGUGGAUAACCCCGAGUGCGACUAUCUUGAGAGUCUGUUCCAAGUUUGCGGUGACAUCCUCCUGUUCGUGUGCUCCGCGGACAAGACGGCGAGAGGCUUCAGCGAGGCAGGGCGUAAUGUGUACCGUUAUCACAUGACUCACGUCCCCACGACCACCCUACUCGGCACGCCGUGGACCGGGGCAACACACGGUGACGAAGUGGCGUUCGUCUUCGGUCUCCCCCUAGUGGAAUCCGAUUUGUGUACAUACACUGAAGAAGAGGCUCGCAUGGCGAUAAAAGUUAUCCGAUACUGGUCCAACUUGGCCAAAACCGGCAACCCGAACCGGUCUUCUCUGGAUGCUGAACUCACAGACGAAGAGAAAAGGACAGAGUGGCCGUUGUUCACCGUUGAGGGACUCGAGUACAAAGACCUGACACCAGAGAUGCUGAAUGGGCGCGGCAUCGCGGCUCAAAAGUGUCGCCUGUGGAACGAGUUCGUUCCAGAACUUCUCAAAACUCUUGGCGAGUGUUGA